This is a messenger RNA of Drosophila arizonae, 949 nucleotides long. RefSeq names its product Tetraspanin 42Ep (gene Tsp42Ep). NCBI's taxonomy places the organism in Eukaryota, Metazoa, Arthropoda, Insecta, Diptera, Drosophilidae. The record is from RefSeq and is a predicted model, not a curated record. Gene Ontology annotation, cellular component: plasma membrane.
CAUCUGCUUUAAAAUGAAAGCAGCUGCUGCAGAUUGCCGCAUUCGCGUUCGGCAUUCCCAAGAUGAUCUGCUGCUACACCACAAUUAAGUACACUGGACUCUUGUCCAAUCUGCUGUAUAUGCUGCUGGCCAUUGGCGUAAUGGCUGCCGGUGGUUUGGGUCUGCAGAUGGCGCAACCGAACACGCCGGAGCAUACGUACUUUGUGGAAAGUCUGGUGCUCGGGGCUACGAUCUGCACCAUAAUUAUAUUUGGCUGCUAUGGCCUGGUCAGUGAUUUGCUUAGCGUGAAUAUAAUUUUUACCGGCUUCAUAUUGAUCGUGCUCGGACUGGAGUAUUUGCAGCUGCACAACUAUCAGCCGCACAGUCGCUAUAAAAACACCUCGCAGCAGCUGGAGCUGCUGACGGUCUGGCACGAAUUGGAGAAGCAGCCGGAGCAGAUGCAGCAGUAUGAGCAGCAGCAUCAUUGCUGCGGCUACAAUAAUGCCAGCGACUACAAGGCUAUGCAAAUGCCCAUACCCAAAAGUUGUUAUCAGCCUGGCAGCGAUGAGCUGCUUUUUACACGAGGUUGUCAAGCGACAUUGAAGCAUGGCCGCAGCCGCAUCGAGCAGCGCGAUAAGCUCUUUAUGUGGUGCAUCAUUGGCCUUGAGAUUUUCAUACUGGUGCAGACGAUUGUGUUGAGCGGGCUGCUUUAUAAGCUGAGACGGCGCGAGCGACUCGCACGACAGCAGGUGCCGCCAGGUGUGCGCCGCGAGCCGCGCGCCAAUCAUGUGGGCUCCCGUACCCAGCUGCUGGACAAUGUUUGAACUUCAACAUCAUAUCAAAUAAGUCGUUUAUUGUAUUAUAUCAAGAAUCGUAAUUUCUAGUAGGUGUAGCGACGCGGCUUGUUGGUCAGCUGACAGCACAGCGUAAUUCCCAAAAUAAUGCCGAUAAUCUGCAAGAGAGAAAUACA